Messenger RNA from Acanthosepion pharaonis, 3537 nucleotides. The record is from the annotation of a GenBank genome assembly. NCBI's taxonomy places the organism in Eukaryota, Metazoa, Mollusca, Cephalopoda, Sepiida, Sepiidae.
AUGGAAACUAACACGCCUGUGCCUCUUAAUUCUCAAGAAGAAUCAAAACCCACGAAGACACAAAUGAAUGCUCUCAGUGUUGAUCAAGCUAUUUUGGAUAUAUUUACUGUGCUGGCUAUCGCUUCGAAACAGAAACGGAUAAGCUCGGUGGAAGAUCUGAUCAACAGGUUAAAGGAAAAACAAAAUGAUCAAAUAGAAGCUUGUGGGGAACUUGAUUAUUGUGUGAAACGACUCAUCAAAGGUUUAUCUUCCACAAGAAAAUGGGUGCGUAUUGGCUUUCCACUGGCUCUUUGUCAGGUGUUACGGCAGUUUCCACAAAUCAAAUUAGUCAAAGUUUUGGAAAUGAUUGAAGAACAUUUGGAUCCAUCAAAAGCUGGCAGUAUUCCUGAAAAAUCUAAUUUUGAAGUUGGUAAAGGUUAUGCAUUAAGUUGUAUCAUUCAGUCAGGCUCUAUUUUUCAGGAUAAAAAGGAAACUGGCAAAUUGCUUUCUAAAUUGCUUCAAUUCAAAUCAGAAAAAUCUUAUGUCAACUGCAUUUGGAAUCAGAAUAUACCGUUAUUGGUCACAAAGUUGGUUUUCCAGAGGCCGAAAACUGAUGAGUGUCUUGAUUAUGUUUGGCCAACAUUGGAGAAAUAUCUUGCAGAAGGUUGGAAUAAUCUGAGUCCAGAGAGGCUUGAAGUUUUGUUUGUUUGCAAACUACAAUGCCCUGAAAAAAUUGACAAAUCAUUCCUGAAUAAAAACUGGAAUUCUGAACACGUUGUUAACUCAAAAACACAUGAAAAGCUAUUGGCUGUUGUGAAGGAAUCAACCCGAGGUCAUCCAGUAAUACAUGAUUCCAAUAGAUUUCUAGUCAGAGAAGUUAUCAACAGUGAUAAAGUUUAUGGAUUUUGGAAGGAAAUUGUUGAGAAGUUAUUCCAUGAGGAUUCUCACAAGAAACGACUUGGUAUGUUUUUUCUGUCUGAGUUGUUGAAAUCUGUCAAAGGACCCAAGCAGAUGAAAAUGUUUAUGUCAUCCCAGGUGUGUGAAAUGCUUUAUGUGGAUCUUAAAUUAUCAGAGAAGAACAUGUCCUCUGCUCAAAUGGUGAUUGAUAGCCUUGAGACUUUACUGGAAAGUGUCAAAGAUGAUGAUCUCCAUCUAUCUUUGCUUCAGUCUCUGCUGACUCCUGUGUCUAUUAUCAAAACAUUCAAUGCUGAACUUGGCCUCUUUCUUUCUGCCAUAUUGCCACAUCUAACUGCUGGAUCUGUAGAAUUAUUUGGCAAAGAAAUUAUGUCAACUGUAAAGGGUAAAACUUUAUUUGGGAUCAAGGUAGAUGGUGAGAACCUAUUUUUGCGAAAAUGGGCAGUUGGUCAACUUUUUCAUUUGUUGCAUCAUCCUGGAAAUGUUACAGAAAUGGUCAAGUGGCAGGGUGCCGUUUUGCAGUUUGUGUUCCGACAUGCCUACUUUACAUUGUUGAAACCAUCGGAUAUAUUACCUCAUUGUGAAGAAAUUGGUGCUGCUUUUCCUGUUCAAUUGGUGCAAUUCUGCCAGAAUAUGUUUACCAAAUGUUUCUUCAAGGUUAUUACUCAAAAGACAUCUAAAACCAAGAAAGAUGCCAAUAUGUUAACUGCUCAUCAACUCUUUUCUUAUGUUGAGUCACUGAUAAAAAACAAGGAAACUGUGAAACCAUUAAAAGAUUUGGAUGAAGAGACAAUUGCUGCUUUGCUGAAGACAAAGAAGAUGAUGCAAAAGUUGGAAUCAAAAAAAAAUGUCCAGGAAUCAAGCAAAGAUAUAAGUGCUUUUGAACUUUUACUGAUUUACCUGGCUUUGCAGAUAUUCUGUGACCCUCAGAACUGUUUGGAUGUCAUUGAGGAUACAUUGUCUUGUUGUGAUCGGGCUCUAAAGAAAACAAAAAAAUCCCGGAAAAAUGAACCUGACUGGAUCCAAGUUCUUAUGGAAGUUCUCAUUGGCAUGAUGGCCAACCCAACUAAAUUGUCUCGGAUAAUUGCCCUGAACAUCUUCUCUGCUGUCGUGGAACGCAUCACACUUGAAAAUGUCACACAGAUUACAGAGAUUUUGACAAAGAAUGCAUCAAACCUUAAUGAUGAUGAAGACUUGUAUUUUGAGGGAGAGAGAGAAGAGGAGGAGGAGGAGGAGGAAGUAGAGAGUGGUGACGAUGAGGGAGAAGAGGAGGAAAUGGAGAAUGAAGAGGAAGACAGUACUGAGGAGGAGGAAGAAGAAGAAGAAGAAAGCAUGGAAGUUGAUGAAGAAUUUCGACAAAAAGUGAAAGCUGCCCUCGGAGAUGCUGUGGUUGGAUCAGAUGAAGAAGAUGAUGAUUUACCAGAUUUGAGUGAUGAUGAAAUGAUUCGAAGAGAUGAAGCAUUGGUGUCAGCUUUUCGCAGUAUGAACAAGAAUAAGAUUAACAAAACAGAGCGCGAUAAGAGGCAGCAGUUGUUGACAUUGAAGAUCAGAUUGCUGGACUUGAUAACAGAAAUCAUCAAAUAUCCUCAACCAGCUCAAAUUAUUUUGGCACUUCAUAUUCCGUUGUUGGAGGUACGAGAAUCAAGUCUUCGUAACAAGGAUGAAAAGACCCUCGGCAACAAAGUUACCAGCCUCUACCAGGAAAUAUGCAAAUGUAAAGUGAAACCUGAAACAGUUACUGCUUUGUCUGUGGAGGAAAUACAAAACAAAAUUCAAUCAUUAGUGACUUUUUCUCGUAAUGCUUCUUCGGUUGACCUAAUCAUUGAUGUGUCUGAGGGAAUUUUGAGUUUGAUAAAAAUUUUGAACAGUCGAGAAAUAUGUCCAUCUUCCAAAGAGGGUGGAAUUUCAAAGACUUACCCAGUGCAGUUUCAAAAAUAUGUUCUUGAUCCUUUGCUGCCAAGCCUGAAUAAUUUCUUAGAAAAUCAAGGGUAUCAUCAUCAUUUGGAAUUUUUCAAGAAUCUUUUUGAAAAACAAAUUCUUGUAUUUUGGAGUCAAAAUCAGUUUUUGCUUGAAAUCAUUUCUGAUGAAAAUCAGAAAAUAAUGAAAAGGACAAAAGCUUGUGGACUUUUGCUCAGUAUGAUAGACAGAAAAAAUCGUCAAAUUGUGAAAAAAUCAGAUUGGCAAACAUUUGCUUCCUAUUUUGUUCCUGCAAUUGUUAAGUUGCUAGAUUCUGGAGAAGGAAAAGUGAAGUUUUUGGAGCAAGUGUUACGGUUGUUCAAUAGUUUCAUGACUGUUGAUAAAGGAGACAAUUUGGCACUUCUACCUGCCAGUUUGUUUCCUCAGCUGCAAAAGAUCAAAAAGUCUUCUUCCAAAGACAACAAGAAAUUAGCCAAAUCGAUUGCUCAACAAUUUACGCUUUCUUUUUUCUAUUUUUCCUUUCUCUUCUUAUUCUUCUUUCUCUUCUCUCUUUUUCUCCUCUCUUUUUCUUCUUUUUCCUUUUUCUUCUUUUUCCUUUUUCUUCUUUUUCCUUUUUCUUCUUUUUCCUUUUUCUUCUUUUUCCUUUUUCUUCUUUUUCCUCUUUCCUCUUUUUCAUCUUUCUUCUUUUUCCUCUUUCUCUUUCUCUUCUUAUUCAAGUUCGAAUAA